AUGGAGUCACUCCUACACGCGUCUUCGUCUCUGUUGUCUCUCAGACCCAGAAUCGACGGUCGUGAUUCCUUCAUCAACCCAUCACGUGUUUUUCUCAGUCCUAGUCUCGGCCGCAGAGAAUCUAAAUCUCUUCCUCUGGUCGCGACGGCGAAGAAGAAGAAAAGCAAGAAAGAUGAUAAUCAUGGCUUUUCCGUUAGAUCUGACGAAGCCACUGGUCCAUUUCCUGAAUCCAUUCUUCUCAAAGAGAAGAAGGUCGAUGCAGAAGGUGAUCUUCUUCCUGAGUUUGCUGAUGCUGAAGAAAAGGAGCUAUAUGAGUUUCUGGAUCUUCAGCUUCAGAGUGACUUGAAUGAGGAAAGGAUGAGGCACUAUGAGGUGGUUUACUUGAUUCAUGAAAAACAUGCUGAGGAGGUCGAAAGUGUCAAUGAAAAAGUGCAAGAAUUCCUGAAGGAGAAGAAAGGGAAAGUGUGGAGGUUUAGUGACUGGGGAAUGCGUAGACUGGCAUAUAAAAUACAGAAGGCGGAGAAUGCGCACUAUAUACUGAUGAACUUUGAGAUAGAAGCGAAAUACUUGAACGAGUUCAAGGGAUUGUUAGAUAGUGAUGAAAGGGUGAUUAGGCAUCUCGUGAUGAAACGGGAUGAGGCCAUUACAGAAGACUGCCCUCCACCUCCCGAGUUUCACUCUGACCAGUCCGACAAUGCCAGGAGAAAUCGGAGAACAGUUAAUGUAGGAGGUUAG
Messenger RNA from Arabis nemorensis, 735 nucleotides. Lineage: Eukaryota; Viridiplantae; Streptophyta; Magnoliopsida; Brassicales; Brassicaceae. The record is from the annotation of a GenBank genome assembly.